Meloidogyne enterolobii is the source of this 272-nucleotide messenger RNA. The record is from the annotation of a GenBank genome assembly. NCBI's taxonomy places the organism in Eukaryota, Metazoa, Nematoda, Chromadorea, Rhabditida, Meloidogynidae.
AAAAAUGUUUAAUCGGCAAAUUUUAUAUUUGUUUUUGAUUUUAGUUUUGGUUAGCGAUACCUGUGCGUUUUGGUUCCCUUGGCCUGCUCGUAAAAAUAAUGAGAAAUCUUCAAGUAGUUCAUCUGAAGAACAUCAUGGCUGGUGGCAUCCUCAUUGGCGAUCUUUUGAAAGAGGAAGACAUGGAGGUAUACAUCACCACAAACACAAAGACACAUCUACAUCAUUUCCGGCUUCUACAGGCACAGUCUCUCCACCUUCAACAACAACUUGAA